Molecule: messenger RNA, 1290 nt
Organism: Vanderwaltozyma polyspora DSM 70294
Lineage: Eukaryota; Fungi; Ascomycota; Saccharomycetes; Saccharomycetales; Saccharomycetaceae
Gene: MTF2
Product: Mtf2p
Exons: 1
Coding region: 1-1290 (429 amino acids)
Cellular component (GO): mitochondrion
Source: RefSeq, a predicted model, not a curated record
AUGUUACGAAAUACACUUUUUCCAAGCCUACGAUGUUCUAAAAGAUAUCUAAGCAGGUCUUUACCAGCGUCAAAUAAAGAUAAUAAUACCUUUCCAAAACCUAACAAAGGUGCUAAUAAUGGUAAUAUUGACGAUGCCAGUAAGAUGUAUUCUGUACAAGAGAGCACAAUGUUCACUGAAAUUUUUGAAGCCAUUGAGAAGAAAUUUAAAAAAGCAGAGGCUAAUGAGCCAGAGAUGAUUGAUAAAUUUUCCAAAAUGGGUGUAGAUAUUAAAGACAAUGAGGGAAAACCAAAUACUGCUAAGUCUUUACAGGUACUAUUUGGAGCAAAUAGAAGUAUUAGCAAGAAAGACAGUAGAUUAUUAAGUUUUUUCAGAGAUACUGCUGGAGAGAAUCGUGAAUUAAAUGAAUCCCCAACCUUAACGAAUGAUGAUAUCAGAAAAUAUCCAGUAUCAUUAUUAUCUAGUUCAUUGAAUGUUAGUGAGACAAAGAAAGAUUUGAAUUCAACAAUAUCUGGUCUAGGGAAGCUUGAAGUUCCAACAGCGGAAAACAUUGGUUAUUCAAUGAAUUUGACUAUAAAGGAACAGACAUUGAAGAAUCUAGAGAAUAAACAAAAAUUAAGGAUUGCUUUAGAUGAUGCAUUAUCCCCACAUAUCGAAAUUAUGAAACAAUUGAUCAGGACCGAUUAUGAUGCUUUGGAAUAUGUAAAGAAUAAAAUAAUAAGUUUCCCAUCAAAGAGAGAAAAUUAUCAUAUGAACAAGGAUAUAGGUCUAUCAGAAACAAUUGAAGAGAUCAAAGAAAAUUGCUCCAUAAGACCUAAUGAACUUCCAUCUCCAGGAGAAAUAACAUUACCUCAUGUUAUUGUAACGCUUCUUGCUUCACCAGAUUUUGUAUUCUCAAUGGAUAGAAAAUACAAUUUAAUAUCCUACAUUUAUAACGAAUGUAAAAAAUCAACAAACAUGGAGCUAUAUCUAAGUGUAUGCAACGUUGAUUUUUACAAUAUUUUAUUGCAACUUUCAUGGGAUAAUUUUAAAGAAAUUAAUUUAUUAAAACAGAUUAUUACUGAAAUGAGUAUCAAUGGUAUAAUUGGCGAUAUCCAGACAAUAGAAGUUCUUGACAAUAUAGUAGAUGAUUUAAGAUAUCUGAAUGACCACAUGUUGGAUUAUGAAUUAAAGGACCCAACCAUUCAAAAGGAUAAACUUUCAGUCAAUUUACUGUGGUGUCGUGAAAAUAGCAUGAGUUUUUCUACUGUAGAGAAUUACUUACAAAAAUUAAAAGAAAGUUUAACCUGA